Messenger RNA from Jaculus jaculus (lesser Egyptian jerboa), 1966 nucleotides. It is a transcript of the gene Paics, whose product is annotated as phosphoribosylaminoimidazole carboxylase and phosphoribosylaminoimidazolesuccinocarboxamide synthase. The coding region runs from base 140 to 1414 and encodes 424 amino acids. The record is from RefSeq and is a predicted model, not a curated record. The transcript has 9 exons. Gene Ontology annotation, molecular function: phosphoribosylaminoimidazolesuccinocarboxamide synthase activity. Lineage: Eukaryota; Metazoa; Chordata; Mammalia; Rodentia; Dipodidae. Gene Ontology annotation, biological process: 'de novo' IMP biosynthetic process.
UGCCGGGCCCCGCAGCGGGGCGUGUCGAGGAAGCCACGCCCCCCGGCCCCGCUAGAACCUCCCGGGCCCGGCGGCCCUUGUUCGGCCGAGUGCAGCCUCUCCCUCCCGCGCGGUGGUCGGCUUGUGCCCGCUCGCGACAAUGGCGACGGCGGAGGUAAUGAACAUUGGUAAAAAACUGUAUGAAGGUAAAACAAAAGAAGUCUAUGAAUUGUUAAAUAAUCCAGGAAAAGUCCUUCUGCAGUCUAAGGACCAGAUUACAGCAGGAAAUGCAGCUAGAAAGAAUCACCUGGAAGGAAAAGCUGCAAUCUCCAACAAAAUUACCAGCUGCGUUUUUCAGUUGUUACAGGAAGCAGGUAUCAAAACUGCUUUCACCCAGAAAUAUGGAGAGACUGCUUUCAUUGCACCCCAGUGUGAAAUGAUUCCAAUUGAGUGGGUUUGCCGAAGAAUAGCAACUGGUUCUUUUCUCAAAAGAAAUCCUGGUGUCAAGGAAGGAUAUAAGUUUUACCCACCUAAAGUGGAGAUGUUUUUUAAGGAUGAUGCCAAUAAUGACCCACAGUGGUCUGAGGAACAACUCAUUGCUGCAAAAUUUUGCUUUGCUGGACUUGUCAUAGGCCAGACAGAAGUGGACAUCAUGAGCCAUGCUACACAAGCGAUUUUUGAAAUCCUGGAGAGAUCCUGGCAGCCCCAGAACUGUACAUUGGUUGACAUGAAGAUUGAAUUUGGUGUUGAUGUCACCACCAAAGAGAUUGUUCUUGCCGAUGUUAUUGAUAACGACUCCUGGAGACUCUGGCCAUCAGGAGAUCGGAGCCAGCAGAAAGACAAGCAGUCUUAUCGUGACCUCAAAGAAGUCACUCCUGAAGGGCUCCAGAUGGUAAAGAAAAACUUUGAGUGGGUUGCAGACAGAGUAGAGCUGCUUCUAAAAUCAGAAAGUCAGUGCAGGGUUGUCGUGCUGAUGGGCUCAACUUCUGAUCUCAGUCACUGUGAGAAAAUCAAGAAGGCUUGUGGAAGCUUUGGGAUUCCGUGUGAACUUCGGGUGACAUCUGCCCACAAAGGACCAGAUGAAACUCUAAGGAUUAAAGCAGAAUAUGAGGGUGAUGGCAUUCCUACGGUAUUUGUGGCAGUAGCAGGCAGAAGCAAUGGCUUGGGUCCAGUGAUGUCUGGUAACACUGCAUACCCAGUUAUUAGCUGUCCUCCUCUCACACCAGACUGGGGAGCUCAGGACGUGUGGUCAUCUCUUCGCCUGCCCAGUGGUCUCAGCUGUUCAACCAUACUUUCUCCAGAGGGAUCUGCUCAGUUCGCUGCUCAGAUAUUUGGAUUAAACAACCAUUUAGUCUGGGCCAAACUUCGAGCAAGCAUAUUGAACACAUGGAUUUCUUUGAAGCAGGCUGACAAGAAAUUCAGAGGAUGUAAUUAAAAGAAUGUCAUUUUGAUUUUUUUUUUUUUUAGAACUACAGAUUUUUAGUUUAGCUAGGAAAAAAUCAGAGCAAAUCAAUAAAUUUCACUAGUGAGCAAAUGCUUCUCUAGACUCAUGAAUACUAGUAUUUGUUAAUAUUCCUUAAAAUUAUGGAAGUUGUCAAUAAAAGCAAAAGAAAAAAGGCAGGUGUGGUAACACACUCCUUGAAUCUCAGCACUUGGGAGUCAGAGGUAGGAGGAUCACUGAGUUUGAAGCCAGCCUGGAACUGUAGAGUGAAUUCCAGGUCAGCUAGCUAUGCUAGUGUGAGACCCUACCCCCAGCGAAACAACAAAUCUUUAUAGAUCAUACAACUGUUUUAACACUUUUACAUUAGUCUCUUUCCCCAAUGUGUGGUCAAUGUUAGGUAGGUAACAUGAGCAAAGAAAUGUAUUUUAUUUUAUAAAUGGUAAUAAUGACUUAAAAGUUACUAGACUUCUUUAUCUUGUUUGAGAACAUUAAAAUGCUUAUGUUGUACAUGGAAAGAGCAAAUAAAAGUUCUUUAUGGUCUCUAAA